Molecule: messenger RNA, 1560 nt
Organism: Exophiala aquamarina CBS 119918
Lineage: Eukaryota; Fungi; Ascomycota; Eurotiomycetes; Chaetothyriales; Herpotrichiellaceae
Exons: 7
Coding region: 1-1560 (519 amino acids)
Biological process (GO): carbohydrate transport; transmembrane transport
Cellular component (GO): membrane
Molecular function (GO): carbohydrate:proton symporter activity
Source: RefSeq, a predicted model, not a curated record
AUGGCAUUCUCAGCAAAUAACAAGAAAUUGAAUUGGCGCACUUUCUGGUGCUGCUUUUUCUUGUCUCUGGGCAGUUUCUGCUAUGGCUAUGCCGCUUCGAUUAUCUCCACAACGCUCGGGCAACCAACAUUUUUGAUCUAUAUGCGUCUGCUUGAUGCUGAGGGCAACCCAUCCCCGAAUCAAGCUGCCCUUACUGGUGCCACUGUUGGUUUAUUCUGCACUGGAGGAUGUAUAGGCGUAAUGGUUUCAAGCUGGGCGCUCGACAAAUUUGGCAGAAAACCGACCAUGAUUGCCCUUGUAGGUGUCUAUACGCUCGGUGGUAUUCUGGUUACGGCAGCGCAGAAUAUCGGCAUGUUCAUCGUUGCGCGGACCAUUCAUGGAUUUGCAGCGGUCAGCUUCAUUGCUACUACGUCCAUUUAUAUUGCCGAGCUUUCGCAAGCAGAAACUCGAGGAUUCUUCACUGGUCUGACUGGUGUGGCAGUCGCUUGUGGGUACACCGUUGCUGCUCUCAUGGGCCUGGCCUUCUCCUACACGACAAUUCCGAGCGUACAAUGGAGAACUCCACUUGGUCUCUGCCUUGUGCCAUCUAGUGCCCUCCUGGUCGCUCUACACUUCUCCCCAGAGUCUCCACGCUUCUUAUUGCUUAAUGGAAAAUCCGAAGAAGCGUGGAAGAUAGUCAGCACGCUCCACCAUGAUUCGGCAGAUGAGAACCAAGAAUAUGUAAUGGAGGAGUUCUUCCAGAUGCGGACGCAGCUCGAGUUCGACAGAACGCUGGACUCCUCGUGGAUUCACUUGUUGAGAAAAGCUUCAUAUAGAAAGCGAGCUCUGAUAGCCUGCCUUGUUACCUUCCUUGGUCAAAGCACCGCUGUCCUUGUUGCAGCUGCCUAUGGUCCUUCCCUCUACGCAGCCCUGGGUUUCAGCGUUAAGCAAAGCCUUAUACUACAAUGUGGCUGGAUUGCAGGUUCUAUCCCUGCAGCUAUCACUGGUGCUGCCUUGUGUGAUCGCUUCGGACGCAAGCCUUUCAUCAUGACAGGAUUCAUCGGGUGUAUUGCAGCAUUGGCAAUUCUGACCGCCAUGCAAGCUGUUUAUGCCCCCAGUGGAACCAACAAAGUCGGACUCGGUUGGGCAGUAGCAGCAUUGUAUCUAAUUGUCGUUUUCUACUGCCUCGGUGUCGAGUCCUGCGGUGCCCCAUUCUACACCGAAAUCUUUCCGACCCAUAUUCGCGCAAAAGGUGUCUGCUUCUGUGUCUUUGUCAAUAGUGCCAGUAACCUGCUCUACCUCGAGGUCGCACCGACUGCUUUAGAAAAUAUUGGAUGGAAAUUCCUACUGGUCUUCAUCUCAGUCUUGUCCGUUGGCUCCCUUGUAUAUUGGUUCUGGGUUCCGGAGACCAAAUCAGUACCUUUGGAGGAGCUUGCGGCAAUCUUUGGUGAUGUGGAGGAAGUUAAACUCUAUUCGAGCGAGCUCACUGUGGACGUUAAUGGUCAAGUUGCCCGUGAGGACCAUCAUGAAACGGAAAAGGACAAACAUGGAUCUGGGAUAGUCUUACGCGAGAAUAUCUAA